Molecule: messenger RNA, 2232 nt
Organism: Euleptes europaea (tarantolino)
Lineage: Eukaryota; Metazoa; Chordata; Lepidosauria; Squamata; Sphaerodactylidae
Gene: SACK1C
Product: family with sequence similarity 83 member C
Exons: 4
Coding region: 367-2082 (571 amino acids)
Biological process (GO): epidermal growth factor receptor signaling pathway
Source: RefSeq, a predicted model, not a curated record
GUCGCAUUGCUGAAGGAAGUAUGUCUAAAAGCAGCUACAGAAAACCCUUCUCCUCAUUUCCAUGAGGAAGGAAACAUCGAGAUAGGCCCUGAAACCCAGAAUUUUCAGCAACCAUUCCUACUUCCGCAGAAAAAUUGAGAACAGACUUUUCCAGAAACCACUUUUGCCCUGGAAUGCCCAUAUGUUUAGAAGAGACUGAAGACCAAGGAAACAUCAGACAAGCAGCUCAAAACGCUGUCUCCUGGGGAUCAAACCUGUGGGAGAGCUUGGAUAAAAGUCACAGCAAAAAGAACAGUCUUUUACGGGAAAAAAAGAGAGAACACAGGGUGAGAAUUUCCCUCAGCAGGGGUAACAGCAACGGUUAUCAUGUUUGGGUAUCCAUCAGCAGAGUCAAAGAGCUGGCUCCCCAGGAGCUACGGGAAUCCUCAAGGGGCCAUCGGACAGCUGAAGAGUCGUUUGGAGGAUCUGAAAAAGCCAUGGCGGACAGAAAUCACUCCUUCAACAUUACAGCACAGUGAGACGGCUAGACUGGCUGUGGAUGCCUUUCUGGAACAGGGUGAAUCUGGCUACCUGCAAGCCAUUGUUCAGGAAAAGGAGCUGCCAUUUCUUUCCACGUUAGACAUGGAUUACAUACACCAACACAGCCAAAGCAUCACAGGUUCUCCCAUUAACGGGCAUGAGGCAGGGCUCACAAGAGAAGAUAGUGCAGACAGGGAUUCUCUCCUUUCUGGAGUUACAUCUGGGACCUACUUUCCAUUUAUGUCGGACAUCGAUCCCCCAGAGUUGGAGCUGGGUUGGCCAGUGGUACCACCCGUCUCAUGGUUUGAGAAAACAGAAGUCAAUUUGUAUUUCCAAAGAGACAAGGCAAACAACAUUAAGGAAUUAUUUCGAUCUCUAAUAAGCAAGGCCAAGAGAGUGAUUGCGAUUGUGAUGGACAUCUUCACAGAUAUGGAGAUACUCAGUGACCUGAUGGAAGCUUCAGGCAAACGACACAUCCCUGUUUACUUGAUCCUUGACGAAAAGAACUUGGAUCACUUUGCAGAGAUGUGCAGUAAAAUGGAUCUCGCCAUGGAUGACUUCCCAAACAUGCGCAUACGUUGUGUGAGCGGAGACACAUACUACAGUAAGUCUGGCAAGAAGCUUGCAGGACAAGCUCUUGAGAAAUUCAUGAUGACAGACUGUGAACAAGUCCUUGCUGGGACCUACAGUUUUACGUGGCUGUGCAGCCAAGUCCACACCUGCAUAGUGACACAGUUCAGAGGAAAACUUGUUGAGGACUUUGACAGAGAGUUCCGAUGCAUAUAUGCUGAAUCGAGAUCUGUGAAUAACCUCAGUGCCUCCAGUGCUGAAAGAUCCACUUCCUCCCCUCUUAGAAACUUGCCGAAAAUGGAGCCAGUUUUAAAGUGUUUACAAAUGAAUGAGAGUGACACCUCAAGCCCUUCGAGUAGCUCCUCCAACUCCAGCAUAGUAAGCAUAAAAAGAUCGCCAUAUCGAAACCAAGAGACCUCCACUGUACCCUCUGAGAAGAAAGAACUGGCUCCUGGUGAGUCAAGAAAAGAUGCACUUGGCUUCCUGAGGCUUUGUGACUUGAAACACCAGCCCACAGAGCACCCAAACUCGAACUACAGCACACCGGCAAAAUUAAAUUCUCCAUUUGAUGAUGCAUCUAAUCUUCUAAGAUUUAAGACAUCUUUGCUAUCGGUAUCUUCACCAAUGUUAGACACCAAAGCAAGAUACGGGCAUGAUUUGCAGUUUGGGACUGAGGAUAUUGGAAUAAACAACAAGUUCCUCUAUGCUGCUCAGCCUAUAGAAAAUGUAAACAAAAUACAGAAGGAUGAGAAACCAAUCAUGCACAGAUACACCAAACUAGAUCUCCUUAACAAGCCUAUUCAUCCACUAAAUAGUGACAUCAGAUAUACAGUUCCCUGCCCUUCUGGCCUCUGUGAUGAUGUGCCAAUGGAAAACAAAAGCCAUAUACUGAGGAGUGAGAAAAGGAUGACUCUUGGUCACAGUAAACUGGAUCUGAUUACUAACUAUAACAAAUCGAAACCAAAGCAGAUUCACAGUCGAUUUGAGCUGUAAUCUGUAUUCUGGGGUUUUAGCAAGUGGGUAACGAGUGUAGGCAUGACACCUAUAAUAAUAAAAAUAUGGACUUUCAACAACCCACAUUUUUUAUUGUUCUAGCUUUCAGAUUUGGCUGAACAAAAGCUGAGGCGGCAUCCUAACAAGUAU